Molecule: messenger RNA, 843 nt
Organism: Micromonas pusilla CCMP1545
Lineage: Eukaryota; Viridiplantae; Chlorophyta; Mamiellophyceae; Mamiellales; Mamiellaceae
Exons: 1
Coding region: 1-843 (280 amino acids)
Source: RefSeq, a predicted model, not a curated record
AUGGCGGAGGAUUCCGGCGCGCUCGUCGCGACGAUGUUCUCGUACACGAACAAAACGCUGCUCGGUGCGUCCCGCGGCGGCGCCGUCGUCCCCCUCGCACGCCUCCGCGCCGUCCCCCGCGUUCGAACCAAAUCUAAAUCUGUCGCCGCGCGAAGCGCCAUCGCACAUCGCAUCAUCGUCUUGACCCGUCCGUCCCCGUCUCGCGUCGUCGUCUCAUCAGGCAACUGGGCGGAAGACCGCGACCAGGCGCCGUCCACGGACACGACCUCGCGCGUCUGCCCGAGGGACCCGAACGCGUCCGCGCUCUACGCGACGUCCUCCUCCGCCAUCGGCGCCGGGGGGCAGAUCCCGCGAGGCCCGCGGCGACGCGCGCCGCUCGUCGCGGUGGAAAACUUCGACGCGGAGACGCGGCUGAAUCGAACGGGCGCGCGCGACUCGAAGUUCGGGAAGGCGUCCGUCGGCGGCUUCGGCGCGACGCUCCCGACGCACCGCCCGGAGCACUUCGCGACGUACAGAGAGACGACGUACGCGAGGCACUUCGUCGAGGACCCGCGCGCGGCGAGGGCCGAGCCGCCGCCGCCGGAGCAGAGCGACGACGCGCGGUUCGUCGGCGGCUAUCCGGCGUGCGUGAACGCCGCGCGGCCGGACGCGAGGCUGCACAGCUCGAGCCGGGCGUUCUUUAACAAGGGGCAGAUGCGGAAGGACUUCACGGAUCCGACGGUGACGGUGGAUUUCCGCGGGAAAUCGGGCGCGAGGGGGUUGAGCACGAGGACGCCAGAGGAGGCGGGCGCGAGCGAAAACGACUGCACGUGGGCCGACCUCUACGCGUCGUCGAGGCGGUGA